AUGCAGGCCAACUUGGUGGUGCAGGAGAAUCGCUACGUCCUGGCCAUGCAGGACCUGCAGAAGGCCCAGGCUGAGCUGGACGACAAGCAAGCAGAGCUCGAUGUGGUGCAGGCAGAGUAUGAACAGGCCAUGACUGAAAAGCAGACCUUGCUUGAAGAUGCAGAGCGGUGCAGACAUAAGAUGCAGACAGCUUCCACACUCAUCAGUGGCUUGGCUGGUGAAAAAGAGCGAUGGACAGAGCAAAGUAAAGAGUUUGCUGCACAAGCAAAGCAACUCGUAGGGGACGUAUUGUUGGCUACGGCUUUUCUAUCUUAUUCUGGUCCAUUUAAUCAAGAGUUUCGAGAUCUGCUGUUAAAUGAUUGGAAGAAGGAAAUGAAAACCCGGAAAAUUCCAUUUAGAAAUGAUCUAAAUCUCAAUGAGAUGUUGAUUGAUGCUCCCACUAUCAGUGAAUGGAACCUCCACGGUCUGCCAAAUGAUGACCUGUCCAUUCAGAAUGGAAUUAUAGUCACAAAGGCAUCUCGUUAUCCUUUGCUAAUCGAUCCACAGACUCAAGGCAAGAUCUGGAUUAAAAAUAAAGAAAACCAAAAUGAACUCCAGGUCACAUCUCUAAAUCACAAGUACUUCCGAAACCACCUGGAAGACAGCCUUUCUCUUGGAAGGCCCUUGCUUAUUGAAGACAUUGGGGAGGAACUGGAUCCAGCUCUGGAUAAUGUUUUGGAAAGAAACUUCAUUAAAACUGGGUCUACCUUUAAGGUGAAAGUUGGUGACAAGGAAGUAGAUGUCAUGAAUGGCUUCAGACUCUACAUUACCACCAAACUUCCCAAUCCAGCCUACACCCCAGAAAUAAGUGCUCGGACCUCCAUUAUUGACUUCACUGUCACCAUGAAAGGUCUGGAAGACCAGUUACUAGGGAGAGUCAUUCUCACAGAGAAGCAGGAAUUGGAGAGAGAGAGAAUUCAUCUUAUGGAAGAUGUAACUGCAAACAAAAGAAGGAUGAAGGAACUGGAAGAUAGUUUGCUGUUGCGCCUAACGAGUACUCAGGGGUCCCUGGUGGAAGAUGAGAGUCUCAUUGCUGUGCUGAGCAACACCAAAAAGACAGCAGAAGAGGUGACACAGAAGUUGGAAAUUUCUGCUGAGACAGAAAUUCAAAUUAAUUCGGCUCGGGAGGAAUACAGACCUGUUGCUACACGGGGCAGCACCCUUUACUUCCUCAUCACGGAGAUGCGCUUGGUUAAUGAGAUGUAUCAGACUUCGCUCCGUCAGUUUCUGGGCCUGUUUGACCUUUCUUUAGCCAGGUCCGCCAAGAGCCCAAUUCCUAGCAAGAGGAUUGCUAAUAUCAUCGAGCACAUGACCUAUGAGGUUUAUAAGUGUGCUGUCCGAGGGUUGUACGAGGAACACAAAUUCCUGUUCACUUUGUUGCUAACCCUAAAGAUUGACAUCCAGAGGAACCGAGUCAAGCAUGAUGAGUUUCUCACUCUUAUUAAAGGUGGUGCCUCACUGGAUCUUAAAACCUGUCCUCCAAAACCAUCAAAAUGGAUCCUGGACAUGACUUGGCUGAAUUUGGUGGAACUUAGCAAACUUAGACAGUUUUCAGAUGUCCUUGAUCAGAUAUCAAGAAAUGAGAAAAUGUGGAAAGUAUGGUUUGAUAAGGAAAAGCCGGAGGAGGAGCCUCUUCCUAAUGCCUAUGAUAAAUCUCUGGACUGCUUCAGACGCCUUCUCCUUAUUAGGUCAUGGUGUCCUGAUAGAACCAUUGCCCAGGCCCGCAAGUACAUCAUGGACUCAGUGGGAGAAAAGUAUGCAGAAGGAGUUAUCCUGGAUUUGGAAAAGACAUGGGAGGAAUCUGAUCCACGGACACCACUCAUUUGUCUUCUGUCUAUGGGCUCAGACCCCACAGAUUCCAUCAUUGCCUUGGGAAAGAGAUUAAAAAUAGAAACCCGUUAUGUGUCCAUGGGCCAGGGCCAGGAGGUCCAUGCUCGAAAACUCUUGCAGCAGACCAUGGCAAAUGGAGGAUGGGCGCUUUUGCAGAACUGCCAUCUGGGACUUGAUUUCUUGGAUGAGCUAAUGGACAUAAUCACAGAAACUGAGUCUGUACAUGGUGCUUUCCGUCUGUGGAUGACAACUGAGGUUCACAGGCAGUUUCCCAUUACACUUCUUCAGAUGUCCAUUAAAUUUGCCAAUGAGCCUCCACAGGGCCUCCGGGCAGGACUAAAAAGAACAUAUGGUGGUGUGAGCCAAGACCUGCUGGAUGUGAGCACCGGGGCCCAGUGGAAGCCCAUGUUGUACGCAGUUGCCUUUCUGCACUCCACCAUCCAGGAGAGACGCAAGUUUGGUCCCCUGGGGUGGAAUAUCCCCUAUGAGUUUAAUCAAGCAGACUUCAAUGCCACUGUGCAGUUUAUCCAAAAUCACUUCGAUGACAUGGACAUCAAAAAGGGUGUCUCCUGGAUCACCAUCCGCUACAUGAUAGGAGAGAUUCAAUAUGGAGGUAGAGUCACUGACGACUAUGAUAAGAGAUUGCUGAACACAUUUGCAAAGGUUUGGUUCAGUGAAAACAUGUUUGGGCCAGAUUUCAGCUUUUACCAAGGAUACAAUAUUCCAAAAUGCAGCACGGUGGAUAAUUAUCUACAAUAUAUUCAGAGUUUGCCUGCCUAUGACAGCCCAGAGGUGUUUGGGCUACACCCCAAUGCUGACAUUACCUACCAGAGCAAGCUGGCCAAGGGUGUGCUGGAUGCCAUCCUGGGCAUUCAACCCAAGGACAGCUCUGGUGGAGGGGAUGAGACCCGGGAGGCUGUGGUAGCCCGCCUGGCUGAUGACAUGCUGGAGAAACUACCCCCAGACUACAGCCCUUUCGAAGUGAAAGAGAGGCUGCAGAAGAUGGGGCCUUUCCAACCAAUGAACAUUUUCCUCAGGCAGGAGAUAGACAGAAUGCAGAGGGUGCUUAGCCUUGUCCGCAGCACCCUGACUGAGCUAAAACUUGCUAUCGAUGGCACCAUUAUCAUGAGUGAAAAUCUGCGAGAUGCAUUGGAUUGCAUGUUUGAUGCCAGAAUCCCUGCUCAGUGGAGAAAAGCAUCCUGGGUUUCGAGUACUCUGGGUUUCUGGUUUUCUGAGCUUCUGGAAAGAAGCAGCCAGCUUACAUCUUGGAUCUUCAGCGGCCGACCCCUCUGCUUCUGGAUGGCAGGCUUCUUCAAUCCCCAAGGGUUUUUAACUGCAGUGAAACAGGAAAUAACUCGGGCCAACGAAGGCUGGGCUCUGGACAAUAUGGUGCUUUGCAAUGACGUCACCAAGUGCAUGAAGGACGACAUUUCUUUCCCUCCCACAGAAGGUGUCUAUGUCUACGGCUUAUAUCUUGAAGGUGCUGGUUGGGACAAAAGGAACACGAAACUCAUCGAAUCAAAACCGAAAGUGCUUUUUGAGUUGAUGCCUGUCAUAAGGAUUUAUGCAGAAAACAACACUGUAAAAGAUCCUCGGUUUUAUUCCUGCCCCAUCUACAAGAAGCCAGUUCGAACAGAUUUGAACUACAUCGCUGCUGUGGACCUCAGGACAGCCCAGGCCUCUGAACAUUGGGUGCUCCGUGGGGUUGCCCUUCUCUGUGAUGUCAAGUGAUAUGGGAGUAUCCCCUACCCAAGAUUUUAGAAAAUGCAAGAUCCAAAGCUAUCGUAACCUUUAUUUCUGAGUGCUGGGCAGUGUAUCAAUCAGGUUGCUUGUGCAAUUAAGGAGCUGCCUGCUCCCUUAACCCCUCCAACUCCUUAGCUGGAUGCUUAGUUACAUUUUACCUGUUUCAUCAUUAGUGUCCAACCUCAGUGUUUUUUAAAAAAAGUUACUAAGUGAUUUAAAGUUAAAACAUACAACUUCCUAAUAAAGUGUGGCCCUCAAAUCUUCAAUGAUACAUUUUCUUCUUGCUUCACUCUGAGGCUCUGA
Messenger RNA from Castor canadensis (American beaver), 3915 nucleotides. NCBI's taxonomy places the organism in Eukaryota, Metazoa, Chordata, Mammalia, Rodentia, Castoridae. The record is from RefSeq and is a predicted model, not a curated record.